Molecule: messenger RNA, 2800 nt
Organism: Perognathus longimembris pacificus (Pacific pocket mouse)
Lineage: Eukaryota; Metazoa; Chordata; Mammalia; Rodentia; Heteromyidae
Gene: Nfe2l3
Product: NFE2 like bZIP transcription factor 3
Exons: 4
Coding region: 268-2307 (679 amino acids)
Biological process (GO): regulation of transcription by RNA polymerase II
Cellular component (GO): nucleus
Molecular function (GO): RNA polymerase II cis-regulatory region sequence-specific DNA binding; DNA-binding transcription factor activity, RNA polymerase II-specific
Source: RefSeq, a predicted model, not a curated record
GCGGGCUGGGCGUGCAGGUGGCUCCUCCUCCGCCUCUCUCAAGCCCGGGCCGCACCAGGCUCGGUGCCCGGCUGCCCAGGGAGUGCCUUUGUGCCCCGUUUGUGGGGGGAGCCUGCGACGGCCACUGCCAGCCCGCGUCCAUUGUUUCACUUUCCUGUCCCUUCGCGGCUGGUGGCAGCAGCUUGGAGAUCCGCACGUGCCAGCGAGGCGGCUGCAGCGCGGGGACCCGCGGGCGCCGGCGGGGCGCCGGCGGGUGCGCGGUGGGAGAUGAAGCUUCUGAAGCCAUGGUGGGCAGCGGGCGGCGGCCUCCUGCACAUCACCUUCCUGCUGAGCUUGACGGGGUUCCCCGUGGACCUCGACCUCUACCUGCUGCUGCCGCCGCCCGCCCCGCUCGGGGAUGAGCUGCUGUGGCUGGGCCGCCCGACGCGCUCGGCACACCCGCUCAGCCCCUUCCCCGCCUCGGGAGAGUGGGGGCGCACAGGGCCGCAGUGCCCCAAGGGCCUGGCGUCGGACCCCGAGGCGCCUCUCGAGCGCCAGUUGCUUCGCAAGGUGCGCGCCCUGGGGGUCCCCUUCAUCCCCCGCACCCGAGUGGACGCGUGGCUGGUGCACGGCGUGGCGGCUGGAGACACGGACGGGGCCCACGGGCUGUUCGGCGCCGCCUCGUCGGCGGGAGGGGUCGGCGCCAGCGUGGACAGCAGCAACCAAGCGGUGCCGGGGGGCGGCGGGGACUCUCGAGAGGCCCUCAGUAGCCCUUUGGCGGCCAUCGAGGAGGAGGAGGAGGUGGAGGCAGCGGCGGAACCGACGGCACAGGUGCCGGACGCGGGUGGACGCGCGGGCCAGGAUACUGAAGUAGUACUAAGACAGCAGAGUGAAGCUGUAGAUCACAAUUCCCAAUGUGAGGAAAGAGUGUCAGCCCAGAAGAGGAAAUCACUCCAGCAGAGUAAUGAAGAUGACAGCAAAAUAGCAGCUAAACCUGACUGGGAGACAGAGAAGACCAAUGAAUCUAGAAAUGAGAGACAUCUAAACUGGACAGAUACAUCUUUCUCUCUGGAAGACUUUUUUCAUCUGCUUUCAUCACAGGCCGAUUAUUCCCUGGAGGAAAUCUCAUUGGAUAUCCCACCUUUACCAGGCAAUAAUAGUGAUGGUAUGAAUUCUUCAGGCUAUGAUCAUAAUGUAAAUUUUAGCCAGGCUGUAAGUCAUGAUGUGAAUCUCCACGAAGCUAUGUUGCUAUGUUCCAACAACACAUUUAUAAGAAAUGUAGCAAGGACAUCACAGGCACCAGAAUCAUUUCUCCAGUUAAAUUCUCAUACCAAUCCUGAGCAAACCCUUUCUGGAAGUAACUUUACAGGACUUUUCCCACUUGCUGACAAUCAAAUGAGGAAUCUAACAAGCCAAGAUCUCCUUUAUGACCUUGAUGAAAAUGUAUUAGCUGAGAUAAACUCAAUGUCGUUGGCCACAGGUUUUGAUCCACUUGAAGUUUCUCAGCUUUGUGAAGAACCAGAUUCUGAUUCUGGUCUUUCAUUAAACUCAAGUCACAAUAGCACAUGUAUUACCAAGUCCAAUUCUUCUCACUCUACAUAUGAAGGUGCUACAGGUUAUAGUAGUGACCUUGAAUUUCAAGAUUUAGGAGCAGUAGGGGGCUGCUACCCAGAACCCAGUAAACGUCGUCACAUGGAUCACAGGAAUGAACACAUACUUCAUAACCAUACUUACCACUUACAGCCAACUGCACCAGAACCCAUGUCUGAAUCUUUCUCAUGGUGUGGGAAGUCACCCAAAGAGAGUAGAUACCUCGACAACAAAGGUAGAAAUCUUAGCCGUGAUGAAAGACGUGCUAAAGCUCUGCAUAUUCCUUUCUCUGUGGAUGAAAUUGUCCGAAUGCCAGUUGACUCUUUCAACAGUAUGUUAAGCAGGCACUACCUCACUGACUUACAAGUCUCACUCAUCCGUGAUAUCAGACGAAGAGGAAAAAACAAAGUUGCUGCUCAAAACUGCCGUAAACGCAAACUGGACAUAAUUUUGAAUCUAGAAGAUGAUGUAAGUAACUUACAAGCAAAGAAGGAAACCCUUAAAAGAGAGAGGACUCAAUGCAACAAAGCUAUUGACAUAAUGAAACAGAAACUACAAGAUCUUUACCAUGAUGUUUUUAGUAGGUUAAGAGAUGACCACGGUAGGCCAGUCAAUCCAAACCAGUACACACUCCAGUGCAGCCAUGAUGGAGCUGUUUUGAUUGUACCGAAAGAACUGGUGAUCCCAGGUCACAAAAAGGAAGCCCAAAAGGGAAAGAGAAAUAGUGAGAGACAUUAAAGGUUGACUCCAUGUUGUGUAAUGUCCAGAAACUUGAUUACUUGGAUCACAAACCACUGAACUGAAACUGAAGAUAAUUUAGGCCUGAGAUGUUCUAACUUGGAAAUUGUAUUUGAAUCACUGAGUUAAGGUUACAGUUGAUGUUUUUCAUUAAAACUUCCCAUUAUACAAAUAUCCCUAAUGGGGUAACUUACCUAUAUGGAUUUCCACUUUGGCAGCAGUUGGCCAAAAACCGAACACUGGAGAAUGGCUUUUAUUUCUUUUCCUUGUGACUUAACAUUUUCAGGGGAACUUGUACAUUUAACUUGAAGAAACUCGUAUGAAAAUAAAAUUUUGCAUUUCAGUUAAACAUCACAUCUUCCUUUUAUACAGAAAUUCAAAGCCAAUUAGCUUGUCUUUAGAUUACCAUUUAACUUAAGUAUCUAGCAAACUGGCAAAUUUAUACAAAGUGAUGAGAUUCACCGGUUCAUGUUAACAUGUGCUAAAUAUAAAG